Messenger RNA from Talaromyces atroroseus, 2157 nucleotides. RefSeq names its product Two-component system protein A. The coding region runs from base 1 to 2157 and encodes 718 amino acids. The record is from RefSeq and is a predicted model, not a curated record. Gene Ontology annotation, molecular function: phosphorelay sensor kinase activity. The transcript has a single exon. Gene Ontology annotation, biological process: phosphorylation; phosphorelay signal transduction system. Lineage: Eukaryota; Fungi; Ascomycota; Eurotiomycetes; Eurotiales; Trichocomaceae.
AUGGCCAUUGAUCAACGCGGCGAUGAGAUGCUGGCCAAUAUGCUCAGUCCCCUCUCAGUGAAGUCGGCCGGAGGAGCCAAGCUGCAGCCCAAAGAAUCGCCACCCGUUCUCUCUGUCGCUCACGUCGACAAGGCGGAACCAGAGUCUGCACGACGGCCGCACCAUAAGCAGCAGCUUCAUCCGCUUGAUCCGCUUGAGCAGCCAGCUCCGGCAAGCGACUCUGAUCUUGGGCGUAUCUUUUCCUUGUCUCCAUUGCCGACUAUCGUGCUCGAUGCAAGACUUCAUGUGGUCCAAGUGUCCGACAGUCAUCUAAAGUUCAGCGGCUACCAUCGCACUGAAGUAAUAGGCCACAGUAUUUAUGAUCUUCCUGCUCAUAAAGUCCCCGCUCCUGAUACCACUAGUCUGCACCGUUUCAUCACUCACGCAGUUGAAAGUGGCACUGUUCAGCUCAUUGACGAUGUUGAGAUUGACAAUGGCGUGGAUGUCACCGUGUUCAACGUCCACAUCACCCCUAUUCAGGAAGAAGGAAAGCUGUGCUAUGUGCUUCUGGCGGCCCAGGACGUGACGAAAGAAUCCACAGCGCGGCAGAGCAAGAAAGAGUUAGUCUACCUCAAUGAGACGUACAGAAUUCUUGUAGAUACUGUCAAGGACUACGCUAUUUUCAUGUUAGACACAUCGGGUCACAUAGCUACGUGGAACUCGGGUGCUGCCAUUUUGAAAGGUUACAGCUCGGACGAGAUCAUUGGACGCCAUUUUUCAAUUUUUUACGGUGAUGAUGAUCGUGCUGCUGACAAACCAGGGAAAGAACUGGAGUUGUGUCUGAGAGAAGGCAAAGUUGAAGAUGAAGGCUGGCGCUAUCGGAAAGAUGGAUCGCGCUUCUGGGCCAAUGUCAUGAUCACCCCGGUCUACACAGUUGGUCGUCAUAUUGGCUUUGCCAAAGUCACAAGAGAUCUCACUGAGCGAAAGGCAGCCGAGGGUCGACUGAUCGCUGCGUUUGAUGAGUCCUCGAAACUCAAGUCUGACUUCUUAGCCAACAUGAGCCAUGAAAUUAGAACACCGAUGAAUGGCAUGCUAAUGGCAAUUCAAAUGCUUGCUGGGACAACUUUGAAUGGAAGGCAGAAAGAGUACAUUGAUAUAAUUGAAGACACUGGCUCCGUCUUGCUACAGAUUAUCAACGACGUUCUCGAUUACUCCAAGUUGUCGUCUGGAACCUUCACUAUAAGCUCGGACGUUGUGAAUAUUCAAGAAGUUGUUGGUGCGGUCGCUCGGAAUUGUCAUUCGUCUUUGAAACCAGGGGUUGAUUUGCAGGUUCACUACCCCGAUCAUUUACCAAACCAUUUGAGGGGAGAUCCACUACGUUAUCGACAGAUUAUACAGAACCUCGUUGGAAACGCUGUCAAGUUCACCGAGAAGGGUAGUGUCCGAGUCUCGGUCACAUGCUCCAAGCAUUCGGAAGAUAAGAACUCUUAUGAGAUCACGACGAAAGUCAUUGAUACGGGUAUCGGCGUUCCUGAAGAUGCCGUGAGCUCACUUUUCGCUCCUUUCACUCGAUUUGCCGAGUCAAGUCAUAAAAGGUACCAGGGUACAGGGCUGGGCUUGUCGAUUUGUAAAAGUCUAGCAGAGCUCAUGGAUGGAACUGUUGGCUUUCAUCCAAACCCGGACAACCAGGGCAGUGUCUUCUGGCUGACGGUCAAUAUGAGUAUAAUCGACAAUAAGAAUAUCUGCGGGCCACGCUCCAGCGAAAUGAGGUAUCCAGAUUUGAAUGCGCAAAUUCAACAGGUAGCUCCUCAGAAACAGCUUUUGUUGGUUGAAGAUAACAUAAUGAACCAGACAGUCACGUUGAAAAUGCUCAGCAUGAUGGGGUUCGAAAAGGUGGACACGGCCUGGAAUGGCGUCGAAGCGGUGCGGAAAGUGAAGCAAAAGCCUCUAUCCUACAAUGCAAUCUUAAUGGACAUCAACAUGCCCGUGAUGGAUGGAGUGCAGGCGACAGUCGCAAUCCGCGGGAUGAGUCGUGAUGUUCCCAUAAUUGCCAUGACUGGAAACGCCUUAAAAGGAGAUGCGGACAUAUGCCUGGCCAACGGCAUGAACGACUAUAUUGCGAAACCGGUUCAUCGGCAUCAUCUAGUCUCGGUUUUAUUAAAGUGGAUUGGGCCUUAG